GAAAAAAACAGUCAUAUUCACGAGUCCUAUAGAUAAUUAAUCAAAUUAAUCAAACACUUGGUGGUCAUGGAUUUUACCUUAUAAAAAUGGACAUUAUAGCCUUUAAUGGACUCAAAAAAGGAGGUGGGGGAGCCUUUACAUUAAAUUUAUGUCAUAUCCACACAGACUUUGCAUUUCCCACUUCCCAAAUUACGAGAAGAAUUCCCAUCAAUCUUCCAUCAACCAAAAGACAAGAUUUUGAAGCAAAAAAGGAAGAAGCUUGAAGGGUAGUAUUUUAAUGGGUGGGAUUCAUAGCAAGAACAGAAAGAAGAACAUGUUUGAGAAAGAUGUUAAAGGGUUGAAGGAAAAGAUAAGGUUUAUCCAAGAGGAAAUGAAUGAGAUUAUGUAUGAAAGAGAGAAAGAAGGCGUAGUAUAUGAGAGAGAAAUGAUGGUUUUUGCUUUCAAAGAAGCAGAGUGGAAGCAAGAGAGGAAGAAGCUGAGGGAAGAGGUUAAGAUACUGAAGAAGAUGGUGGAAGAGAAAGAGGAGAGAAUUAAGGGAAUGGAAGAUGGGAUUGUAUCAAUGGAGGGAGAGAAGAUGAGAAAUGGGAAAGAAUUGGGUUUGUUGGGGAACAGCUUCUUGGUUGAGCAAAUGAGAGAGGAGAGAGCAAGAAGAGAUGAAACUGUUGAGAAAUGGAAGCAGCUCUAUUUGGCCAUUAAAGUUGAGCUUGAUGACCUUAUUCAGAGGACUCACCGUGAUGGAUUGUAUUGGAAAGAAGAGGAAGAAGAUAUUGCAGAGGAGCUUAAAGCAGAGCUACAAGCCAAAGAGGAGACAAUCAAAGCCUUGGAAUCUAAAUUGGGUUCAAUGGAGAAUGAACUGUACAACAAAGAAAGAGAGGUUGAUAUUUUGAGGCAAAGCUUGAGAAUCAUGACCAGCAAGAAAGUGAUUCAAACCAAGGAUCUACUCAAGAAUUAUCAGCCCAAAACGUUACCAAGUGCAUAGAAAACUGGCAAAUGUAUGAUGAUCAAAGUUGCAUCUUCAAUGCAACAAAAACUACAAUUAUUUAUAAAUGAAAACAAUUUAUCCUUUUUUAA
Messenger RNA from Ziziphus jujuba (common jujube), 1071 nucleotides. RefSeq lists its product as uncharacterized. The transcript is spliced from 2 exons. The record is from RefSeq and is a predicted model, not a curated record. Lineage: Eukaryota; Viridiplantae; Streptophyta; Magnoliopsida; Rosales; Rhamnaceae. The coding region runs from base 278 to 979 and encodes 233 amino acids.